AUCAGUUGCAGAAGUUCUGGAGUGACCUUUCACUGCAAGCACGGCAGGAGCUCCUUAGGAUUGAUAAGCAGACCCUCUUUGAGCAAGCUCGAAAGAACAUGUAUUGUUCUAGAUGCAAUGGACUACUGCUUGAAGGUUUUCUGCAGAUUUUUAUGUAUGGAAAGUCUAUGCUGCAGGAUGGAACAGUUGCACAGCUUCCUAGCAACAGAACUGUAGCCUCAAAAAAUCAAAAUGACGGUGGAUCAAUUAUGACAAAUGGGUGCCAAAAUGACAUUCAAGAUCCGUCAGUCCAUCCCUGGGGUGGUCUAACCACAACGCGUGAUGGAUCAUUAACACUCCUGGACUGCUAUUUGUGUUCAAAGUCUCUCAAAGGACUGCAAAAUGUCUUCGACAGUGCACGUGCAAGGGAACGGGAGCGGGAAUUGCUUUAUCCUGAUGCCUGUGGUGGGGGAGGUCGGGGUUGGAUAAGUCAAGGAAUGGCAAGUUUUGGUAGGGCACAUGGAACAAGAGAAACAUGUGCAUUGCAUACUGCCAGGCUUUCUUGUGACACAUUAGUGGAUUUCUGGUCUGCUCUUGGGGAAGAAACUCGGCAAUCUCUUUUAAGGAUGAAGGAAGAGGAUUUUAUUGAGAGGCUAAUGUACAGGUUUGACAGCAAGAGGUUUUGCAGAGAUUGUAGAAGGAAUGUUAUUCGAGAAUUCAAGGAGCUAAAGGAGUUGAAGCGUAUGCGGAGAGAACCUCGCUGCACUAGUUGGUUUUGUGUUGCUGAUACUGCCUUUCAAUAUGAGGUAUCUGAUGACACAGUUCAAGCUGACUGGCGCCAAACUUUUUCUGAUACUGUUGGAACGUACCAUCACUUUGAAUGGGCAGUUGGAACUGGAGAGGGAAAAUCUGACAUUCUUGAAUUUGAAAAUGUUGGCAUGAAUGGAAGUGUUCAAGUCAAUGGUUUGGAUCUUAGUGGUCUGAGUGCAUGCUUUAUUACCCUGAGGGCUUGGAAAUUAGAUGGCCGCUGUACUGAGCUUUCUGUAAAAGCUCAUGCAUUAAAGGGCCAACAAUGUGUUCAUUGCAGGCUUGUAGUUGGCGAUGGAUUUGUUACAAUUACAAGAGGGGAAAGUAUUAGAAGGUUUUUUGAGCAUGCAGAAGAGGCUGAGGAAGAAGAGGAUGAUGAUUCCAUGGACAAGGAUGGAAAUGAACUGGAUGGAGAAUGCUCCCGUCCACAAAAGCAUGCAAAGAGUCCUGAACUGGCUCGAGAGUUUCUUCUAGAUGCUGCAACUGUUAUUUUUAAGGAGCAGGUAGAAAAAGCCUUUAGAGAAGGAACGGCACGCCAAAAUGCACACAGCAUCUUCGUUUGUCUUGCACUAAAACUGCUGGAAGAACGCGUUCAUGUUGCAUGCAAGGAGAUUAUCACAUUAGAAAAGCAGAUGAAACUUCUUGAGGAAGAGGAGAAAGAAAAGCGUGAAGAAGAAGAGCGCAAAGAAAGGAGAAGAAUGAAAGAAAGAGAGAAAAAGCUCAGAAGAAAGGAAAGAUUGAAAGGAAAAGAAAGGGAUAAAGAAAAAAAAUAUGGUGCCUCAGAACAUAGCCUUGUUCGUCCUGAUGUCUCAAAGGAUGAAUCAUUACUCAGUGUUGAUAAAGAGCCAAGUAAUGCUAUUAGCUGCAGGGACACAGUGAGUGAAGCAGUAGAUGUUUUGUCCAGGCCUGGAUCUCCUGAGGUUUUGCAUGAACAGUACUCAAAUGGGUGUACCACAUCACAAAUGGAAAAUUACUGUUAUGAUAGUCCUGAUGGAGAAGUUAUGGGUGCUAAAGAUGGGAAUGGUUCUUUUCAAAUAGAACAAUCAAAAUUUUCUCGACGGAGAUUGAAAUUUCGGAAAGAAGUACAACUUGAUUCACCAUUGAAGUGGUCUGAGAGGCGCAGAUUUGCAGUCAUUUCUGAAAGUGGUUCUAUGGUCAAUCGAUCCGAGUCUAGAUAUCACAGUGAUAAUUAUGAGACUCCUAGGGGCAGCAAUGGAUUGAAUCGGCAAUUGUGGAUGACCACCUCCAAAUCCAGCCAUAGAAAUUGCAGUGUGAAGUACAAUGAGAAGGUUCAUUGUUCCAAUAACAGGAUGAGUGACAGAUAUGACCAUUCUUGUAGCUGUAAUCAACAUAAUGAAUAUCGAGCAAAGGUUGAGCCUCAUGUUUCUGCAACAAGAGUAGGCCGAGAGUCCAAAUCUGUCAGUAAGUCUGAAUCUGCAUUGGAUAUGUCCAAACAAUUCUAUCGUGGUAACAAGUAUAAUCAAAUUGAUUACAUGCGUGAUAGUUCUGGAAGAUCCAAAGUCAAAAUUAUUAUGGGAAACAGUUCCUCCACCCGAGAUUCACUUUAUUCCAAGAAAGUUUGGGAGCCCAUGGAAUUGCAGAAGAAGUACCCCCGCAGCAACUCAGAUUCAGAUGUUACCUUGAGGUCAACUACCUUCAAAGGUGAAGGAGUUGAACAUGAUAAUAACCUUGUAAAGUCAUCUUGUGAAACAUUUUCUAGCAAGGCUAGUGGGAAUUUGUGUCAAAAUGAUGAUGAGGAUGUUAACAUGAAGAAAUCAAGGGACUCUACCCUUUCAACUGAUGAAACCUGCCUGAAUGGACUUCAUUUGGAUGCAAAGGAUGCUUGCUAUUCAACAGAAGCUGCUUACAAUGAGGCUGGAUUAUGUCAUAGUAGAAACUCUACGUUGACUGGAAUUUCUGAUCCCAACACGAGUAGCACAUCCAAUUCUGAUAACUGCUCCUCGUGCCUUAGUGAGGGGGAUAGCAAUACAGUCUCUUCAAAUCAUGGAAAUCUGGAAUCAUCAUCCACGUCAGACUCAGAAGAUGCCAGUCAACAAUCAGAAGGGAGAGAUGCUUCAGAAUGCACUCAAAAUGUUUUCUCUGAAUGUCAUGAAGUUGAGAUUGAGAAAAAACAGUGUACAAAUGGAGAUGAGAAUUUGGUAAGCAGGCCAUUGAAUGGACUUCCACCUCACAGUAUGGGGAGUAAAUUUCAAGGAAAUCUGCUGACAAAGACUUCCCAAAAACCUGAUAAAGGUAUAUCUAAUGUUAGUAUGGGUUCUGAACAUCAAGGCGUUUGCCCACCACUGCAUAAUCAAAAUAUGCAAUUUCCAGUAUUUCAGCCUCCUUCAACAAUGGGUUACUAUCAUCAAAAUCCAGUCGCGUGGCCAGCUGCUCCAGCAAAUGGAGUAAUGCCUUUCCCUCAUACCAACCACUAUUUGUAUGCUGGCCCUCUCAGCUAUGGCUUAAAUGGAAACUCACGCAUGUGCAUGCAGUAUGGUGCUCUGCCGCAUGUUCCUACUCCUGUAUUUAAUCCUAGCCCAGUACCUCUUUAUCAGCCUGUUACCAAAGCCAACGGCAUGGAGGAGCAAACUCAUUUUUCCAAAGCAGGUGUGGCACAAAAAGCAUUGAAUGAUGCAAAUACAAAGGGGGGUGCUCCUGCCAGGUCACAUCUAAGUGAUGCACCAGCAAAUGCAGAAGGCGGGCAAAGUGAUGAUUCUGAUAAAUUGGGUAAUGACAACUUUUCCUUGUUUCAUUUUGGUGGGCCUGUUGCUCUUUCAACUGGAUGUAAACUAAAUCCCUUGCCUUCGAAAGAUGAGAUUGUCGGGAAUUUUUCUUCACAAUUUUCAGCGGAUCAUGUUGAGAAUGAUCAUGCUUGCCCUAAGAAAGAGACUACAAUUGAAGAAUACAACUUGUUUGCAGCAACUAAUGGCAUAAGGUUUCCAUUCUUCUAAUAUACUAGUGAGAGUGAGAUUUGGGAGUUCAGUCCCUAUCUUCUUGUUUGGUGAUACCAAAGUUUGAGAUACUUAAUAGUUAAGAAAAAAGAAAAAAAGAAAAAACCAAUAAUCUUCUUCUGAAAUAUUCCAAUUUUAGCUUAUAGAUUUUUUUUUUCUUUUGGUGAUUGCUAUCCAAGUUGUCUAAUUGGUUUAUUUAAUUUAGAUGAAAGAUAAGGUUGGGAGAUUGCUAUAAAGAUGUUUGAGAGGUUUUUGUAUGAGGUCAGUUUUUUCAAUUAAUGGAGAAUUUGUUUGGUACGACUUUUUUCCUCCCC
Molecule: messenger RNA, 4051 nt
Organism: Pistacia vera
Lineage: Eukaryota; Viridiplantae; Streptophyta; Magnoliopsida; Sapindales; Anacardiaceae
Exons: 8
Coding region: 99-3737 (1212 amino acids)
Source: RefSeq, a predicted model, not a curated record